Molecule: messenger RNA, 2020 nt
Organism: Nicotiana tabacum (common tobacco)
Lineage: Eukaryota; Viridiplantae; Streptophyta; Magnoliopsida; Solanales; Solanaceae
Source: RefSeq, a predicted model, not a curated record
UCUACCUUUCGAAAUUUCACUUUUGACUCUGAGCUUCGAAUAGAACAAUGGAUACUACGAAGAAAAAAGAGAAGAAGAAGGAAGUGAUACGAUUAGAACGAGAAUCUGUUAUUCCAGUUCUUAAAUCCAGGCUAAUUAUGACAUUAGCCAAUUUAAUCGAACAUAAUUCAGAUCGCGAUGAAUUUCUCAAGCUAUCCAAAAGGGUUGAGUACACAAUUCGUGCGUGGUACCUUAUACAAUUUGAAGAUUUAAUGCAAUUAUACGCGUUAUUUGAUCCUGUUCAUGGUGCUCAAAAUCUCGAGCAACAAAAAUUCUCAGAUGAUGAUAUCGACGUACUUGAACAAAAUUUCUUGAGAUAUUUAUUCCAAAUUAUGGACAAGAGUAACUUCAAAAUCGCCACAGAUGAAGAGCUAGAAAUUGCGAAUUCAGGGCAAUAUUUGUUAAAUCUACCAAUAACGGUUGAUGAAUCUAAGCUUGAUACUAAGUUAUUGUCAAAAUAUUUUGCUAAUCAUCACCACGAUGAAAAACUCCCUGAGUUUGCUGAUAAAUAUGUAAUUUUUCGUCGUGGCAUUGGAAUUGACAGGACGACAGAUUGGUUUAUUAUGGAAAAAAUUGACAUGAUAAUUACGCGUACAUGGAAAUGGCUAUUGAAAAAAACAGGUGGUGAUAAAUAUUUUCGAAGAAAAAUUAAUAAGAAAAAGAAACCGCUGAAGAAAAGAAUCCCUUCUGAAGAAGAACAAGAUUUUUACGUUGAACGAAUUCGAAUUCAGAAUAUGGAACUUACUGUCCCAAAUGUAUUGGGAAAAAUUACAAUUCAAGAACCAACAUUUGAAAGGAUAAUCGUGGUGUACAGACGAGCUAGUGAAGACGAAGAAAAACCCGAUAGAGGAAUUUAUGUGAAGCAUUUGAAAAAUAUACCAAUGGCUGAUUUAGAAAUUGUUUUACCUGAGAAAAAGAAUCCAAGUUUAACACCAAUGGAUUGGGUACAAUUUAUUGCAUCUGCAAUUGUUGGUCUUUUUGCAGUUGUGACCUCUCUUGACAUGCCAGAAGCUGAUUUAUGGGUCCUUUUUGCAAUUUUAUCCACAAUAAUUGGCUAUUGUGCAAAAAUUUACUUCACAUUUCAACAGAAUAUGGCUCAGUAUCAGAAUUUAAUCACACAAUCAAUGUAUGAUAAACAAUUAGACAGUGGACGUGGUACACUUCUACAUUUGUGUGAUGACGUUAUACAACAAGAAGUUAAAGAAGUAAUUAUUUCAUAUUUUAUAUUAAUGGAACAAGGGAAAGCUACAUUAUUGGAUCUUGAUCAAAGAUGUGAGGAAUUAAUUAAAGAAAGAUUUGGAAUAAGCUGUAAUUUUGAUGUAGAUGAUGCAGUUCAAAAGUUAGAGAAAUUAGGAAUUGUUUCAAAGGAUGAAAUUGGAAGGUAUUUUUGUAUUGGUCUUAAAAGGGCUAAUGAGAUUAUUGGGACAACUACUGAAGAACUUGUUCUUAAAGCAAGACAAGGUCAAGGUCAACCUGCAAUUACUUAAUAGGAAUACUGUCGUCAGUGGCGGAGCCAGAAUUUUUAUUAAGGGGAGUCAAAAUAUACAGAAAUAAACUCUCCAAGAAGUCAAGGGGUGUCAUUAUAUAGUACAUACAUAUUUUUUUUUAAAAAUACCAAGUUAUACAGCGUGAUUUUCCGGCGAAGAGGUAUCGGUCGACACCCCUUUGUUGCACGUGGCUCCGCCACUGGCUCUCGUAUUAAUUGCUCUGACGCAUAUAUUAAAUAGUCAUUUUAUGCGUCCAUCUAUCAUUCAGGAUCGGAGCAGCUAGCCAUGUGGUUUUCCCAAAAGAUAGUCGUGAGUUCUUCGCCAAAUUAGAUGAUUUAUUUUACCUAUCUUUUGUAAUUUUGUUUCUAUUGGUUUUUGUGAGAAUAAUUUGGAAAUGACUCGAUGAGGAAAGUUAAAAGGUGACAGAAAUAUCCUCAGCGAGUAUUAUCCAGAAUGAUUCCUGUAAUUUUUAUUAAUGCACAUCGUAAUUUUGU